Molecule: messenger RNA, 581 nt
Organism: Andrographis paniculata
Lineage: Eukaryota; Viridiplantae; Streptophyta; Magnoliopsida; Lamiales; Acanthaceae
Product: 50S ribosomal protein 6, chloroplastic
Exons: 1
Coding region: 19-411 (130 amino acids)
Biological process (GO): translation
Cellular component (GO): ribosome; chloroplast
Molecular function (GO): structural constituent of ribosome; rRNA binding
Source: RefSeq, a predicted model, not a curated record
CCACGGAAUUUCACGGAAAUGUUAUCCUCGCUCCACGAAUUGCCGCCAUUAAAAACCGCUGCGGCUACCUUAUCACUUGGUUCUGUCCACACAGCUGCUACAUCAGCGAAAAUGUCAGUCCCGGCGAUAUUUGGGGUACAAUUGGUGAUUCCGGCUACCUCCUCCGUCGGGAAAUCGAGGCCUGCGGUGGGUGGCGGCAGUGGAUUGGUUAUAGAGUGCUCGUCGAGGCCGCAGAAAAAGGCGACCCAGCAUCAUAUGAAGACUCGCCCUCGCAAGACGCGGCCUUCCGACAUACGACGUCGUCCCGCCGUGUACCCUCCCCUCCCUCCGCUCCCUCCUGACUGGAGUUUUGUCUCCAAGUCCGAGGAAAGCUCCGCUGCUGAGUCGCCGCAGCUUGUUGAGUCAGAGUAAUUACUGUCACUUGUCCUUGAAUCUAUUGUUGUCUAUGUCGUGACUUGUUUGAAAUUUGUAUCUGUUUCGAAGAUUAAGGCUUUAUGUUUGACUGCUUUAUGGUACUUCCUUAACGAAAGAAUGACUUUGGCUUCUAGCAAUUGGGAAAAUGCACACACUGUUGCAAUCAA